AUGAUUCAUCACUACAACCGCCGUCCCUCCGUCCGAUCGAGAUCCAGCUGCUGCAAAUCUACUUCAUUCAUCAUCGGGGUUGUGGUGUCGGCGAGAUUUGCUUACUACGGCAUAAGCUCAAAACUCAUGAGGUAUUUUACGGUUAGGGUUUUUGGCUGUUUUUGGAGGCCAAGAUGGCCUCACCCCGUCCCCGGGUAUCGUUCUCAGCGCUCGAUACAUCAACAACCGCAACAUCCACCGCAUCUUAAUACACAUCUGAAAUCCUCUCCGCCUUCCUCAGCAUGUCGUUCAGAUCGGCGAUCAAAACGCGGUGGAUCCGUCGUGCUUCAUCUGCUCGCUGGUAGUUUAACUCAGCCAAAAAAUGGCGGAAAAGCAGUGACCUUCAGAACGAGGAAGUUCAUGAUGAACCGUCUCCUCUCUAGGAAACAAUUCGUCAUUGACGUUUUGCAUCCAGGAAAGGCGAAUGUUUCUAAGGCUGAGUUGAAGGAGAAGUUGGCAAGGAUGUAUGAGGUUAAAGAUUCGAAUGCCAUCUUCGUGUUCAAGUUCAUGACCCACUUUGGUAGAGGAAAAUCUACGGGCUUUGGAUUGAUCUAUGAUUCUGUUGAGAGUGCAAAGAAGUUUGAGCCUAAAUACAGGCUUAUCAGGAAUGGUCUGGACACUAAGGUUGAGAAGUCGAGGAAGCAGAUGAAGGAAAGGAAGAACAGAGCAAAGAAAGACCGUGGUGUUAAGAAGGUAUUGAACCUAUCUUACCCUUUGUUUGCUUAUCUUAUUGCUGGUGGUUGCUUUGUUCAAAGUGAAUGGUUAAGGAAUGCAUUCAGAUGGAAAGAAACUAUCGGCCCAUGGGAAGAAAGGCCGGGCCAUUUUGGUGAUGUUUGGCAUUAUUGGACUGAUGAUGGAUUUGGUCAUCUGCAGUUUCUCCAGCUUGCUGAGGAUUUAAGCAACGCACCUAUCUGUGCAUUCACCAAUGGUGUCAGCCACAAUGAUCAAGUCGACAGUUCCAACAUUGCACCAUUUUUUCCUUUUAUUUAA
Molecule: messenger RNA, 1029 nt
Organism: Striga hermonthica
Lineage: Eukaryota; Viridiplantae; Streptophyta; Magnoliopsida; Lamiales; Orobanchaceae
Source: the annotation of a GenBank genome assembly